UGAAUCAUUAAUUUCGCCCUCACAGAUGGCAGAGCACUGGCUGCUUUGAACAUGGAAAAUCUCCUCUCUGACCAGGGCUGCGAGCUGCGACUUCAAUACUGAGAAGAUCUGUAACUGGCUGGGAAAUGGCAGAUAUUCUGGAACUGCGGACAGAUGGAAACUCACUCCUGAAGGCAGUGUGGCUCAGACGCUUGAGACUCACCAGGCUCUUGUUGGAAGGAGGUGCGUACAUCAACGAGAGCAAUGAACGUGGAGAGACACCCCUCAUGGUGGCCUGCAUGUCCACACACAUCGACCAGCAGAGUGUAAGUAAGUCAAAGCUUAUAAAAUAUCUGCUGGACAACCAGGCGGACCCCAACAUUCAGGACAAAGCAGGGAGGACAGCUUUAAUGCACGCCUGCAUUCACAAGGCUGGGUAUGAAGUGGUGGAUCACUUACUGAGCAAUGGUGCUGAUCCCAGCCUGGAGGACAGGAGUGGGGCCUCAGCCCUGGUCUACGCCAUAAAUGCAGAUGACAAAGAGACACUUAAACUGCUCUUGGAUGCUUGCAAAGCUAAAGGCAAGGAAGUAAUCAUAAUCACCACAGACAAGUCACCAUCUGGCACUAAGACUACCAAACAAUAUCUAAAUGUCCCUCCAUCACCAGAGCUGGUUGAGAGAUCUUCUCCGGCAUACUGCACCUCUCCCUCCGAUAUUAAUGUUACUGCAUCUCCCUCACCUGAGCAAGAGCAACAAAACACAGUCUUCAGUUUCCAGACAAAGUUAAAAACCUCUAGCACAGCUGCAAAACUUGCCAAUGGGCCUACAUCACCAACACGGCGGCCUGCAAACCCCAAACGUGCACGUUUGCCUCAGCUGAAGCGGCUGCAAUCAGAGCCUUGGGGGUUGAUUGCACCCUCUGUCCUGGCUGCUGCCGCCGUCACCGCCCAUGAGGAGAGUAAGAAAGCUAGUUCUGAUGAGGAUGUUGUUGCAGGGGUAAACGGGCUCUCUUUGAGUAAGAGGUCAGCUUUAUCUCGACAGAACAGUGUGGAUGGGAAGGACAGCUUAUUCCCACUAGUGGGUGAACAGCCCUGCAAAAUGACAACCUCAUUAUCAGUUCCUCCAGCAGCUAAACCAUCAUAUGAGAGAACUCUAGGCCAACACCAGCCACUGGCACGGCGCAGCACAGUGCCUACAGAGCAGGAGAACAACAGCUGCAUCAGUGGACUAGCCAGUCUGAGAGAUACAAUGCAUAGGAGACAUCUAGGAAAUGAUCACUAUGACUCAGACUCACAGCUCUAUUCAGACUCUGCCAUGUUAGACUCUCCUAAGGUCCCAGUAGAGCGAAGGAAACUAAACACCUCUCCACUUGUGAUGUUAACCAGCUCCAGAGAAUCUCUAGACAGCAAUGCCAGCACAUCCUCUCCCAGCACAGCACGCAGGCGUCCACCUGGCCUCCUGGAGAGAAGAGGUUCAGGCACACUUCUGCUGGAUCACAUCUCUCACACCAGGCCUGGCCAUCUCCCCCCUCUUAACAUAAACCCAAACCCUCCCAUUCCCGAUAUUGGGGCUAGUAACAAGCCCUCCUCACCUCUGGCCACAGGUAUUAGAUCUAUAGCUCCAGUAGCACCAAACACACCAAAGAGAGGUGGUCUCAAGUUGAAGAAGAAACUUGUGAGAAGGCACUCUAUGCAAGUGGAACAGAUGAAACAGCUUUCUGAUUUUGAAGAACAUUAG
Archocentrus centrarchus (flier cichlid) is the source of this 1715-nucleotide messenger RNA. It is a transcript of the gene ankrd34c, whose product is annotated as ankyrin repeat domain 34C. Lineage: Eukaryota; Metazoa; Chordata; Actinopteri; Cichliformes; Cichlidae. The transcript has 2 exons. The record is from RefSeq and is a predicted model, not a curated record. Gene Ontology annotation, molecular function: protein binding. The coding region runs from base 126 to 1715 and encodes 529 amino acids.